Liolophura sinensis is the source of this 7498-nucleotide messenger RNA. RefSeq lists its product as uncharacterized. Gene Ontology annotation, cellular component: extracellular region. The transcript has 27 exons. The record is from RefSeq and is a predicted model, not a curated record. Bases 137 to 6889 code for a protein of 2250 amino acids. Lineage: Eukaryota; Metazoa; Mollusca; Polyplacophora; Chitonida; Chitonidae.
GUAUUUAAAGUACUUACUCUGUGAAGCAUCAUGUCGAAGACUCCAGACAGACAGUGCCGGCAUAACCCAGUACCAAAAAAUAGCAUAUGCAAAGGGCCCCUCAGUAGAUGCAAGUCCUGGUGAAGAAUUUGAAAUAAUGGCUUCCUCACAGUCAGUUCGUCUUCUGCUACCCGUACUAGGUAUUCUAGUCUUAGCGAUAUCUCAGGCGAAGGCUGCGUGUAUCGUGGAAGGCAGAGAAUAUACCUUAGGAAAGGAGUUUACCUUCGAUCAAGAUUGCUACAGGUUUAACUGUAUGUGUGAGCCAGAUGGGAGCUGGUCGUGCCCUGCUAAACAUACCAUAAACAUUUGCGGAGAGGCUGACGUGAUAAGUAGGUCAUCUGAAUACUCGUCAGGGUCAAGUCGGACAGAGUCACGGUCAAGUUGGUCAGAGUCAGGGUCAAGUUGGAGAGAGUCAGGGUCAAGUGGGUCUUACUCUAGCCGGACAGAGUCAGGUGGGGCUGGAACAAGCACUGCUGGAUACUGUCAUGUGGAUGGUAAGAAGUUCGCUCGUGGCAGACCCUUCUCGUUUGACCAGGACUGUUUCCGGUUCAGAUGCAUAUGUAACCGUGACGGAAGUUGGAACUGUCCAUCGCGAGACACAGAGAAUAUCUGUGGGGGUCAGGAGACUGCUGGAAGGACGAGCAGCUCUGGUUCUGGAUCGUCCAUUAGGAACAGUCGGGUGGAGAAAACAGCCAGCAUAAGUGCAGCGGAUGCCGAGUUUUGUCUUGUGAACGGACAGCAAUACCCACUGGGGCGUCCAUUUGUAUUUGAUGAGAACUGUUUCCGGUACAGGUGUAUGUGUGAGACAGACGGGAGCUGGCAGUGCCCUGCGAGCGAUACCAAGAAGGUGUGUGAGGACACCCCAGAUACUGAUAUCCAAAAAAUAGCAGGCAGUAACUACUACAGUAGCAGAAGAUAUGUCAGCACUGCAGACGGUUCGGGACGGGAUGCUUAUUGCGUGGUCAAUGGACAGACCUAUGUUAGAGGUCAACAGUUUUCCUUCAACCAGGACUGUUACAGAUUUAACUGUAUGUGUAACAGUGACGGAAGCUGGAACUGUCCAGCAGAGGAUACCGAGGAUAUAUGUUCCGGGCGAGACGGAAACACACGAACGGAAACCAGGAGAGAGGAAUCUCGAACAACGCGGAUCGAAAGUGGCACUUACAGGCGACGAACGGCUGCAGAUGGGUCAGGGGUUUCUGGUUACUGCGUUGUUAAUGGACGAAACUUCGUGCGAGGUCGGAGUUUUUCCUUUGACCAAGAAUGUUACAGAUUUAACUGCAUGUGUAACGAUGACGGAAGCUGGAACUGUCCAGCAGCGAAUACCGAGGAUAUCUGUUCCGGACGAGACGGGAAUUCACGAACUGAAAGUAGUAGAACGGAAACUCGAACAACGCGGAUCGAAAGUGGCACUUACAGGCGACGAACGGCUGCAGAUGAUUCCGGAGUUUCUGGUUACUGCGUUGUUAAUGGACGAAACUUCGUGCGAGGACGGAGUUUUUCCUUUGACCAGGAAUGUUACAGAUUUAACUGUAUGUGUAACGAUGACGGAAGCUGGAACUGUCCAGCAGCGAAUACCGAGGAUAUAUGUUCCGGACGAGACGGGAACUCACGAACUGAAACCAGGAGAACGGAAACCAGGACAACGCGGAUUGAGAGUGGCACGUACAGAAGACGAACAGUCCCAGAUGGUUCCGGACGAGAUGGUUAUUGCGUGGUUAAUGGAAAGAACUAUGUUAGAGGUCGAAGAUUUUCCUUCGAUCAAGGUUGUUACAAAUUUAACUGCAUGUGUAACGAUGACGGAAGCUGGAAUUGUCCAGCAGAGGAUACCGAGGAUAUAUGUUCGGGGCGAGACAGAAACACACGAACGGAAACUCGAAGAACGGAAACCCGUAGAACAUCGAGGAUCGAAAGUGGCACAUACAGACGAAGAACUGCUCCAGGCGGCUCGGGAAGGGAAGGUUAUUGCACAGUGAAAGGUCAAACCUAUGUGAGGGGUCGGAGAUUUUCCUUCGUCCAGGGCUGUUACAGAUUUAACUGCAUGUGUAACGAUGACGGAAGUUGGAAUUGUCCAGCAAAGGAUUCUGAGGAUAUAUGUUCCGGGCGAGACGGAAACACUCGAACGGAAAGCAGGAGAACGGAAACUCGACGAACAACUAGGAUCGAAAGUGGCACAUACAGAAGAAGAACUGCAGACACUUAUGGAAGGGCAGGGUUUUGCGUGGUCAAGGGACAGAACUAUGCGCGAGGUCAGCGAUUCUCUUUUGACCAAGACUGCUACAGGUUUAACUGUAUAUGUAACGAUGACGGAAGUUGGAACUGUCCGGCGGAUGACACGGAUAAUCUGUGUUCAGAACGGGACGGAAACACCCGGACGGAAUCCCGUAGGACGGAAUCCCGGAGAACAGAGAGGAUUGAGAGAAGGCGCACAGGAACAUCAGUGGAAACCGACGUUGACGACAUUUGCUUGGUGAGCGGGCAACCUUUUCCUAGGGGUCAACCAUUCUCCUUCGACGACGGCUGCUAUCGGUUCAGAUGUAUAUGUCACUCGGACGGCAGUUGGAACUGCCCUGCCCAAGACACACAGAACCUCUGUGGUGGCACAGAAAGGAUCAGUCGUAGUGGCAAAACGACAGUGAUCAGGUCUGGCAGAGUGGAGAGUGGAACAAAUUAUCGAAGAACCGGGGGUUCUGUUGGCACUGGAAUCGCAGUGGGCACGGACGCCGAGGAUAUCUGUUUGGUAAAUGGUCAGUCCUACCCCCGGGGAAGGGCUUUCUCCUUCGAAGAAGGCUGCUACAGAUUCCGCUGUGAGUGCUAUCAGGACGGAAGAUGGAACUGUCCAGCGGAAAACACUGAGAAUUUGUGUGGAGGCACAGAGAGAGUGAGCCGGUCAGGUCAGACUAUCGUGACGAGACGCAGGAUCGAGUCCGGAAGGUCAUUGGUCACAGGGAUCGAUGGUCAAGAUAUCGACAGUGUUAAUAUUUGCCUGGUGAGUGGUAAGUCCUACCCUCGAGGACGCAGCUUUACUUUCGAGCAAGCCUGCUAUCGUUUCAACUGUGUGUGUAACGAAGAUGGCAGCUGGGAAUGCCCAGCCGAACGCACUGUAAACCUUUGCGGUGGAACCGACAAGGUGAGCCGAUCAGGGAAGACAGUUGUAUCACGGACCAGACUGGAAACUGGCACUGGUUACACUAGGACAGGAGGUUCUGUGGACACACGUGAACCAUUGUCGCAGUUUUGUCAGGUUAACAACAAGCAGUACCCCACCAGUCAAUCUUUCACCUUUGACGAAGGCUGCUACCGGUUCCGGUGUAUGUGCAAUGAGGAUGGUAGUUGGAACUGUCCGGCGUCCGUGACAGAGAACCUGUGUGGUCGUGAGGAGAGAGUCAGCCGAAGUGGUCAUACCAGAGUCAGCUCGACGAGAGUUCGCAGUUCUUACAACCGGAAAACCGGAAGUAGCAGUACUAGUACUACUGGCAGAGGUAUAUCUUGUCAGGUCGAUGGACAAACUUUCCCUAUAGGUCAGCCUUUCAGCUUUGAUGAGGGCUGUUAUAGGUUUAGAUGUAUUUGUAAUAUCGACGGCAGCUGGGUGUGUCCAGCCGAGCAGACGGAGAACCUUUGUGGACGAACGGAUGAUCGCAUUAGUCGCUCCGGAACAUACUCUUACUCUCGCACGGAGUCCAGGAGAACGAUAGGAACCAACACAGACAACUCUGGAUCGCCUGGCUAUUGUCUAGUGGCCAAUACAGAGUACCCACUGAACCGUCCGUUCAGCUUUGAUGAGGGCUGUUACAGAUUCCAAUGCUUCUGCAGUAAAAGCGGAGCUUGGGACUGUCCAUCCAUUGCCACCACGAACAUCUGUGGCGGACCUGAACGCAUUGGCAAAUCUGGCGUAACUCGAAUUGCUAGUAAACGAGGGACUUCUAUCCACAGAACUGGAUCUGCCGGUGUCAUCGGGACUGAGGGCACUUUGGAGGGGGCACAGUUUUGCCUGGUUGACAACAAGGAAUACGCCUUAAAUCAACCCUUCAGCUUCGAUCAGGAUUGCUUCCGGUUCAAGUGUUUCUGUAGUGGGGACGGAAGCUGGAACUGCCCUGCCGAUGACUCUCAAAAUCUAUGUGGGAGAACAGACAAAAGGGGACGAGCUGGAAAAACUUAUUACAGAAGAACCACUAGCUCAAAGCGCGGGGGGGCCGCGUACUGUCAGGUGGCUGGCCAGUAUUACCGGCUCAACACGAGAUUCUCCUACCAAACAGGCUGUACCAAAUUUAACUGUGUGUGUAAUUGGGAUGGGUCAUUUGAUUGUCCCGCCACCCAGACCGAGGAUCUGUGCAGAGACAAGCAGCCAGAACCAAAGUACUGUACUGUUGAGGGUAAAAAUUAUCGGCUAAACUCCCGAUUUUCCUACGAGAAGGACUGCUACAAGUACAACUGUAUCUGUCGGAUGAAUGGACAGCAUGAGUGCCCACAGAGGAAUGUGGAGAACAUCUGUGACGAUGAUGAUAGAGAGAGUGAUCGUUUGGGCUACUGUUUGGUGAAGGGUCAAUACUACAGGAAGAAUUCUCGAUUCAGCUAUACAGAAAACUGCUACAAGUACAACUGCGUGUGUCGCAGUGACGGCAGUUAUGACUGCCCAGCCACGAAUAGGGAGAAUGUGUGUGAAAGACAAAGAGAUAAACGAGUGUUCUGUUAUGUGGAACGCCAAUACUACAGGCCGAAUACGAGGUUUUCCUACACCAAGGAUUGUUAUAAACAUAACUGCGUGUGUAAUGCGGACGGCAGCCACGAUUGUCCAAGACAGGACAUAGAGCGGGUGUGUGACUCCCCUACCCAAAGGCCAAGCGUAGAGAGAGAAGGUUAUUGUCACGUGGAAGGACAGUACUAUGAGUGGGACACCCGGUUUUCCUACACUAAAGGCUGUUUGAAGUUUAACUGUUACUGUACUGAUAAGGGUCGUGUGGAUUGUCCGAAAGAGUCAACAGUCAAGUUAUGUGACGACCCGACUCCGGCGCCAUCCUAUUGCUUUGUGGAAGGGAAAUAUCAUCCAGUAAACACGAGGUUUUCUUACGUGAAGGAUUGUUACAAAUACAAUUGUGUGUGCCGGUCCGACGCAUCCCACGAUUGUCCAACUUCUAACACAGAAAACGUCUGCACCGCUGCGCCAACUAGAAGACCCGAAAAUUGUGUUGUUGGAGGCCAGUUCUACCGCUUAAACAGGAAGUUCUCUUACCGACGGGGAUGUACCAAAUUCAACUGCUUCUGCAGGUCUGAUGGAACAUACGAGUGUCCAGACACGGAGGACACCUGUAGGAGAACAACGGCUGACCCCAGACGUGGCCAGUGUUUGGUUGAAGGUAGAUAUUACCUCCCGAACAAAAGAUUUACCUAUGACCGCGGCUGUACUCGAUACUCUUGUUGGUGCGGAUCUGACGGUAGACACACGUGUCCAGAAGAUGACAAAGCUGACUUAUGCGCUAUUCCAACCCCAACACCAGCAGCUUGCCGGACCUGUGAAGUGGACGGUAGAACAAUUGCAAGUGGUAUAAGCUUCACUUAUCGUCGAGAUUGUUACCAGUACGGUUGUGAUUGUAAAUGUGACGGGUCGUGGGAUUGUCCCCCAAGUCGCGUUAAGUAUCUUUGCGCUGAACCCCAGGAUGUCUGCCAGACAUGCACGGUGAAGGGUCGCACAUAUCAAGGGGAUACAGAUUUCUCUCACCGCGAGGGCUGUUACGAGCUCAACUGCCGCUGCCGUUGUGACGGUACCUGGGACUGCCCGCCUGACAGAGCCAGGAACCUCUGCCCCGUUCAGCGUCCUGUAACCCCAGACCCCGCCAAAGUAGUGUGCAAAUAUUGCAUUGUCCGAGGCCAGAGAUACAAACCAGACACCCCAUUUUCAUACUACGAAGGUUGCUUUGAGUACAACUGUGACUGCGACUGCAGUGGAUCGUGGAAUUGCCCCGCAGAAAGGACGAAGAACAUCUGUCAGAACUGUAGGGAUUGUAUUGUAAGAGGAAAGACUUACCAGCCAAACACACGGUUUGAAUUACAGAGGGGAUGUGCCUCGUAUGACUGCUCUUGCUUUUGUAACGGAACUUACGACUGUCCGCAGGAAACCAAGCAAGACAUUUGCGAAGAGGAUGAAUCGCUUCAGGGUUGCUCUCGGUGUGUAGUUGACGGUGACGAAUUCCCACCCAACAAGCGCUUCAAAUUUGUUGAGGCUUGUUUCGAGUACGAUUGCGAUUGUGAAUGCGAUGGUAGCUGGCACUGCCCUGAAGAGAGAACAAAGACCAUUUGCACUGACUCUAUCCCAGAAAAUCGUGUCAUUCCAAAGCCGAACUGCGGGAUUUGCAAAAUUGGGUUGAAGACAUACGAAGGAAACACCAGGUUUAAACACGUUCAAGAAUGUUUCGAGUUCAUCUGUGAUUGUAACUGCGACGGAAGCUGGGAUUGCGAUCCAAAACUUACGAAGAACCUAUGCGAAGACGGAGUAGCGGCAGAUUCCGCUCGACUGUUCGACGUAGAGACAUGUAAAAAGUGUGAGGUUUCCGGAGUGGAAUAUCCCAGUCAGAAACCGUUCACGUAUCAGAGGGAGUGCUUGGAACGGGAAUGUUUCUGUCACUGCGAUGGCACGUGGGCAUGUCCCAAGGAGAAGAACAUAUGUAGUGCUGAUUCCAGUAAUGCUGAUCUAGUGCAGAGAAAAGUAACAGAUGGGAAAAUAGGAUGCAAAGUGAAGGGCAAAGUCUACACGACCCCGACGUUCUCCUUCGUUGACGGAUGUUUCGAAUACAACUGCGUAUGUAACAACGGUGCCUACAAUUGCCCUGCCACAAAAACGAAACAAUUAUGUUAAUGAUUAUAUGCUUAAUACUGUCUCGUUUCGCAGGCUUGGCAUUCUUGUGAGCUGUUAGUUUAACAAGGAAUUGAGCCAUAUUUCAUGCGGAUUUUACAGCAUAGUGAAGUGUAUAUGUAUAUACCCUCACAGACGUUGUUAAAAUUGAUUAAAUUUUCUAUUGUGUUGGCAUAUUAUUCCCGGGGACAAGGCUGUUCAGGCCCGGGAAAUCUUAAUGAAAGAAGCUGUUUGUUUGUGUUCCAGUUCAGUCACGCAUUUUGACACAAGUGUACAACAGACUACCACAUUAACCACAUGUCUGUUUAGUAUUGCUAUAACCAAAAUUAAUGUCCAUAUGUACGUAAACGGUGUCGUGUGAAUAUAUGACGUAUGUCCAUUGAACGUUUCUGCAAAUCAAGAAAAAACUUUGAUGUAACUGUAGAGAACACCACUGUAAUUUGGAAAAAUAAACGAAAUCCAUCACUGUCAAAAGAUUUUUUUGAAGGACGGUCAUUAAUUUUUACACUCGUAUAAAUCGCAUAUGGAAUAUGCUUGAACAUGCUGUACGUAUGCUGCAAGGCAACGAAGUAAAUAGUGCAUAACAAAAAUAAAUCAGCAUGUUGUUAGCGA